Messenger RNA from Didymosphaeria variabile, 2262 nucleotides. RefSeq lists its product as uncharacterized. The transcript has a single exon. The record is from RefSeq and is a predicted model, not a curated record. Bases 1 to 2262 code for a protein of 753 amino acids. NCBI's taxonomy places the organism in Eukaryota, Fungi, Ascomycota, Dothideomycetes, Pleosporales, Didymosphaeriaceae.
AUGGCGCGCGACAGUCCAUCUUUCCAGCGCGAUGAUCUGUUGCAAAUUGACGACCAUCUUCUCGACGAAGGAUUCGGGUUCCUCAUGUCACUUUUGCCACGGGAGCUCUUUCAAUUGUACAACGAACGCAUCAUCAUCAAUGCGAGCAUGCAUGAAUUACACCCUCAGGAUGAGAGCGAGAGCAUGGUGCUCGCCUGGGUUACAGAAUCAGAUGAACAAGUGCGAUCUUUCAAUGUAGGCGUAGAUGCCGACGCCUUCACGAAGCAUCAUUUCCCACCAUCAUCGAAACGGAGAAAGGGCGACCCACAUGUCGAGCUUGUCCGCAUAGGAAGUGCAGAGAUCGAUGCUUUCAGAAAAGUUCCACCACUUUCAUGGCACGACACACUGGACCCUGCCUACGAGCGUACGCCAGAGUGCCGCGAUCACACCAUCGCUCUCAUCAAGUAUUACCUGCUGGUCUGGGCGUCAAAGAACGAAUACGACGGCCCACUGCCACAACCCAACCAACAACAUCUUGUCGCAGCCUUUGAACGACUAAGGACCACGCAUCAUUACAGAAAUAAAGAGGUAAUUAACGAAGAUGAAGAGCGGGUAGAUGUGCAGAUGUGCUUACGCAAAGUUGAGGACUUUCGCCCUCUCGACCGUCGACUUUCAAACGGUCAACGAGAGCCUGCGAUGGUCGAUUUGAACAGGGAUGAAGCCGAAGCCGGGCAUAGCACUCGCACAAGCCGAGAGUCCUCAAGAUCCUCUCAAAAACCUGGAGAGAGCGAGCAAAGUCGGCAGCUCAUCAACGCCGCGAAACUCCCCACACCUCACCAAACCCCCAAGCUAUCAACACUAGAUAUAGACAUGGUCGACAGUACUGAAGUAUCCACUCGUGCAGCAAGCGUGGCUUCCGCUGGUGACGCUGCGCCGGGUGCCGGGCUUGCCGCAAUGAAUUCGUUCAGCACCGAUGUGACCUUGAGUCAGGAGACGGAAGCACUUAUUCGACAGUCUCUCCCGACGCCAGAUACGCUGAUGGAAGAGGCUAUUGUCGAAACUGAUCCCACGUUGAGGGACAUCCAUAAGAAGAUGGGGCACGACAUGCUGUCGCUCCUGCCGCCUUUGGCGACCUGCACGUUCAAAAAGAUCCAGAAACCGGGCCCAGGCUUCCUCAUUCUACGCCUCCUUCUUGGUACAUUCCAAGAAGACACAUCACGACCGGAGCUCAAAGACUGCGAGGCCUGGGCUGCUUUCAAGAUGCACGACAAAAACGACCGUGCUGCUCCACGCAUGCACGUUCACGCCUACCGUGCCGACACCGACCAGGUCAUCGAUGAUGACCUGAAAAUCAAAGAUGUCCUGCCUGAUCUGAAAUUAGGCCCAGCUUUCAACAGCAUUCAAGGUGGAGAUCGAGCCGAAGAGCUUUUGUUGAAAGCGUUAGUCAAGUAUUUUUUCAUCAUCGCCGCGAGAGACAAGUUGCUCGGAUUCGACAAGCACAAAAUGCCCUACAACGGUUCGUUUGUGGACCAGCUCAAAAUCGCUUGCAAGCGACUCCAGAUGCACGACACAUCGAGAAAUGAUCAGCGCGCACACAGCCGGCCUUUCAAGCGUGUUAAGCGAUCUCACAACCCUACCCCAAGAGCCUCCGCAUCACUAUCCGAUGCAGACGAUGAUGUUCCGGCGAUACGUACGCGCGAUGCGCGACGAUCCGGACGCCGAGUGGGCCAACCAUCAAGCGCCGCCGUUAGCGAGAGCGAAGACAACGUCCCCGUGUUUGUUCCGGCUGUCCCCCAAUACCUCCCUCGCCGGCUCGCUCUAGGUGUGCGGAUAGUUCCACUCAUGGAGGGGCCUGCGGUGAACGAAUUUCUCGACCCCGACGCCGAACCCGCAGAUUCAGAUGGCGACUCUGGCGACGAGAUUCCACCACCCCUGUCUAAUGACAUGUGCGCCUUCCUUCAGAAACGACAUGCUUUCCGAGAGCAGAUGAAAUCUGUCGGCGAAUCAGUCAAGUACUACCGGAACCGAAAAGAAAGCACGAUCAUGGGUAUCCGCAAGGUCAAGGGCAUGCUAAACAAAAACGUCAUGGGACCCGCGGACCGUUUAGAGGCCGAACGAGGGCUUGAGCACCGCCGUAUGUGCGAGACAGCAAUAGGGACGCAUCUAGCGAUGAAAGAGUAUGCACUAGAGGGCUGGAAAGCACGGGUGAAGGAGAAAAACAAAGAAGCGGCGGAUAUUGAUCCGAAAGUUAUGGAAACAUGGGACGCGAUGUAUAAGUUCUAA